Messenger RNA from Oncorhynchus keta (chum salmon), 3277 nucleotides. Its product is annotated as tissue alpha-L-fucosidase-like. Gene Ontology annotation, biological process: glycoside catabolic process; fucose metabolic process. The record is from RefSeq and is a predicted model, not a curated record. Gene Ontology annotation, molecular function: alpha-L-fucosidase activity. The transcript has 8 exons. Bases 278 to 1642 code for a protein of 454 amino acids. Gene Ontology annotation, cellular component: lysosome. NCBI's taxonomy places the organism in Eukaryota, Metazoa, Chordata, Actinopteri, Salmoniformes, Salmonidae.
AGUCAUGUGAUAGUUUACAGACCAGUGUGAUCUACAUUUACUGCACAUAACGAAAUGGUAGUUUCCUCAUAAUGUUUUACAGUAGAUUAUGCCUGUAAACCGAUAUAAGACGUUGCGGGUUAGUUUGAUUCUUGAUAUCACCGCUUGUAGACGCAGCAGAAAGACCGCGCCGUCCCGUUUCGCCCGGAAUAAACUCAUAGAACAACUACUUACGUUUAAUUAUUCUAUUAACAUUGCAACCUUCACAUUGAUAAAGCCUCUGUUUUUUUGAACAGUGAUGUUUGCUCAGGCAAACUGGGUAUGUCUCGUGCUCGCCGCGUUGCUGAUAGCGAUACCAGCAAGCGGGACGCGAUACCAAGCGAACUGGGAGAGUUUGGACGCAAGACCCCUUCCUACAUGGUACGAUGAAGCCAAGUUCGGGAUUUUCGUCCACUGGGGGGUGUUCUCAGUCCCCGGGUUCGAGAGCGAGUGGUUCUGGUGGCAUUGGCAAGGCCAAAACCCACCUGAUACGAAGUGUGUUAAGUACAUGCUGGAUAACUACCCGCCCGGGUUCAGAUAUCCAGAUUUCGCGCCCCAGUUCCAUGCCCAGUUCUUUGACCCGGAUGACUGGGCUGACAUAUUCGAGGCUUCCGGUGCAAAGUAUGUGGUUCUGACAGCGAAGCACCAUGAAGGAUUCACUACCUGGCCCUCUUCCUACUCGUGGAACUGGAACUCUGUGGACACUGGACCACACAGAGACCUGGUGGGAGACCUGGCAGAGGCCGUACGCAACAGGUCGCUGCACUAUGGACUCUAUAACUCCCUGUAUGAAUGGUUCAACCCCCUCUACCUGGCAGACAAGAAAAACAACUUCACAACACAGGACUUUGUCUUGAAAAAACUGCUGCCUGAGCUUUAUGACAUGGUCCUAAGCUACAAGCCAGAGCUGAUCUGGUCCGAUGGGGACUGGGAAGCUCCUGACACCUACUGGAACUCAACAGAAUUCCUGGCCUGGCUCUACAACGACAGUCCCGUUAAAGAUGUGAUUGUGACCAAUGACAGGUGGGGGGCGGGGUGUUACUGUAAACACGGUGGCUACUAUAACUGUGCAGACAAAUACACCCCUGGGGAGCUGCCCAAACACAAGUGGGAGAAGUGUCAGUCUGUAGACACACAGUCCUGGGGUUACCGCAGGACCAUGAGGCUCCUUGACCUGAUGAACCUGCCCAGUAUCAUACAGGACCUUGUUCAAACAGUGGCCAUGGGGGGUAACUACCUGCUGAAUGUGGGUCCUACCCCCGACGGCAUGAUCCCCCCAGUGUUUGAGGAGAGGCUGAGGGGCAUCGGGGCCUGGCUGGAGGUCAACGGAGAGGCCAUCUACUCCUCCAAACCCUGGAGGCUCCAGACUGAGAAUGCCACCGUACCUGUCUGGUACACCUCCAAAUACUCCAGUGUGUUUGCUGUCUUCAUGACGAAACCCACUGUGUACACAUUCCACCUGUCUGAACCUAUCACAGCAGAGAGCACCACGGUGACAUUAUUGGGGAACCUAGAGCCUCUGAGAUGGGCUCCUCUUCACCCCCGGGGUCUGAUCAUCCUCCUUCCUGAGUUACCCCCAACCCCGGCCCAGGCCUGGAUCCUCAAACUGGAUGGGGUCAAGUGAUCUGGGGUGAUAACCAGCCUCCUGAAAUAGGCCUUUAGCUACUGGUGAGCAGUGAAGGUACUCCACGAGACUAGUUGGAAUGAAAUUAAUACAUUUACAUUUUAAAAUGUUGGAAGAUUUUUAGAAUGACCCCAGAAUGACCCCAGAAUGAGUGUGAUAUUAGUUGGGCUAACUUUGUGUAAUUGGCGCCAUGUUGACAACAGAUUUAAAUGAUCGAAUAUAAUUCAAUGAUGCAUUUGGGGUGGCAGGGUAGCCUUGUGGUUGGAGCGUUGGACUUGUAACCGAAAGGUUGCUAGAUUGAAUCUCCCGUGCUGACAAGGUAAAAAUCUGUCGUUGUGCCCCCCGAACAAGGCAGUUAACCCACUGUUCCCCGAUAGGCCGUCGUUGUGAAGAAGAAUGUGUUCCCAACCGACUUGCCUCGUUAAAUAAAGGUUAAAUAAAAGAUUCUGAGCAAAACCAUUGUAAAGAAUUCAGAGCCUCUGGGAGAAGCUUUAUUGAACAAACAAGUUGAAUCAGCUGAGCUUAGCUUUGGAGAAAAGAGAAAAGCUUCCUGUGAUUUUUUGUAUUUUGUUUCUACGCUUUUUGUGUUUGAGUUAGACUCUGGUGUUUAUUAUUAUUAUAUUAUCUCUAUUAUUAUAUCCAGGUGAUUUGAUUUGUAAUGUUUUUUUAUUCAUUUGGACGGAAUCAUUUCAGAAAGUUUUCAGACCCCUUCCCCUUUUUCCACAAUUGAUUAAAUACAUUUUUUUCCGUCAUCAAAACUCUAUAAUGACGAAGUGAAAAACAGGUUAGACAUUUUCUCAAAUGUAUUGAAAUGGAAAACAGAAAUAAAAACAGAAAUACCUUAUAAUUAUUCAGACCCUUUGCUAUGAGACUCUAAAUUGAGGUCAGGUGCAUCCUGUUUCCAUUGAUCAUCAUUGAGAUGUUUCUACAACUUGAUUGGAGUCCACCUGUGGUAAAUUUAACUGAUUGGACAUGAUGUGGAAAGGCAACACACCUGUCUAUAUAAGGUCCCACAGUUGACAGUACACUUUAGAGAAAAAACCAUGCCAUGAGGUGGAAGGAAUUGUCCGUAGAGCUCCGGGACAGGAUUGUGUAUUGAGGUGCUGAUCCGGGGGAAGGGUUAUAUAACAUUCUGCAGCAUUGAAGGUCCCCAAGAACGCAGUGGCCUUCUGGAGAACCUUCCAGAAGGACAACCAUCUCUGCAGCACUCCACCAAUCAGGCCUUUAUGGUAGAGCGGCCAGACGGAAGCAACUCUUCAGUAAAAGAAACAUCACAGCCCACUUGGAGCCCACUUUGCCAAAAGACACCUAAAGACUCUCAGAAUCAAGAUUCUCUGGUAUGAUGAAACCAAGAUUGAACUCUUUGGCCUGAAUGCCAAGGGACAUGUCUGGAGGAAAGCACAUUUCCAAUGUAAUAAGGGGAAACCAAUUUAAUAAUUUAUAGGCGUAACAAAAUGUACUUUCCGAAAGUUCCUGUGGAGAGUUGUGUCUGUCGAGCUUCUGUUUAAUAAUGAUGAUGAUGAUGAUGGAGGUGGGAAAUGAACAAAAGCCACUUUAUUUUCAUUUUUUAAAUUUUAAUUAUUUUGUAUGUUUUAUUUUAAAUUUUUAUGACUGAAUAAAGAAAUUGUUGAUUAA